GCUUUCCACUUCCAUUAUAUGCAAGAAGGAAAGCUCCUCUCUAACUCUCUCAUAUAAAAAUGUGCCUCUCGUUUUUGGACUCUUCCAUGAUUGUUUGGUAGCUGAAACCAGUUAUUUCAAAGCUAUUGGGAUUGGGCCAUACCUGCUCUGCUUCUUCUUCUCCAUCAGUAAAGCUAGUGUUCUUGAGCAUCUUGUGAUAGAUACGUGAUGCUAGCUGAUGACAAGCUACAUUAUCUACCCAAGUCAAAACAGCGAGGACUUUCUUGAAAGGGUGAAGGAGUUCAGUAGUUUACUUCAUCAGUUGUUGUCUCUAAUCAAGGUAGUGGAAACUCUUCUGACCAAUAUCUCAGACACCAAGGGCUUAUACUUCAUAAUUUGUGCCACUAUGUCUAUCUUACCGAGACUACGCUGCAUCACUGUGGAUGUUACUGGUACCCUAAUAGCUUACAAAGGGGAGCUUGGUGACUACUAUUGCAUGGCAGCCAAAUCUGUUGGCCUACCAUGCCCAGACUACAAACGUGUGCAUGAGGGCUUUAAAUUUGCAUACAAAGACAUGGCAACGAAGUAUCCAUGUUUUGGGUUUGAUGCCAAAAUGUCCAACAUUGUGUGGUGGAAAACCUGCGUGCGAGAUUCUUUUCUCAGGGCUGGAUAUGAAUACGAUGAGGAGACGUUUGAGAAGAUAUUUAGACGAAUAUAUGCAUCCUUUGGUUCAUCUGCUCCUUACAGUGUGUUUCCGGACUCCCAGCCAUUUCUGAGAUGGGUCCGUUCAAAGGGCCUUAAAGUUGGCCUUGUGAGCAAUGCAGAGUAUCGUUAUCAAGAUGUCAUACUGCCAUCCUUGGGUUUAAAUGAGGGCAGUGAGUGGGACUUUGGUGUGUUUUCUGGUCUUGAAGGAGUCGAGAAACCGAAUCCCAGAAUUUAUGAGAUUGCUCUUGAGAGGGCUGGAAAUAUUGCCCCACAAGAAGCUCUUCACAUUGGAGACAGCAUUCGCAAAGACUAUGAACCAGCCAAGAGCAUAGGUAUGCAUGCCCUGUUAUUGGACAGAUUCGAGACUCCUGAUGCUGAGAAUUGGAGAAAAUCUGGGGCCGUUGUUCUUCCUGACUUAGUGGCAGCUCAAGAAUGGCUCUCUUCUGAGAAACCAACUUCCUAGAGCAGCAUUUUUAGCUCAAUAAUGUCUUAUGUUGAGAUUUUAUCCCUUUACUGAUUCAUAUGAAUAUGAGAAAUUGAGGUCGCUGGCGGGAAUCUUGGCUCAAAUUUUCCUGUGUAAGUUGAUAUUACAAUUUAGGGGCAGACUGGGAAUUUGAUGGAGAGGCAGCUUGCUUUUCAAUUUCCUGCAUCUGAAUUCAGUUGUCAUUUAGGCAUAUUCAAAUGUUCUUCAGAAUGACAGAAUAUAACGCAAUGAAUUGACAAACGGAAU
Molecule: messenger RNA, 1414 nt
Organism: Neltuma alba
Lineage: Eukaryota; Viridiplantae; Streptophyta; Magnoliopsida; Fabales; Fabaceae
Product: haloacid dehalogenase-like hydrolase domain-containing protein 3
Exons: 5
Coding region: 218-1147 (309 amino acids)
Source: RefSeq, a predicted model, not a curated record